ACAAAAGACGUUUAUUUCUUGGUUUUGUUGGUUUGGUGAUUUUAAUUUUUUAUUAAAAUGUGGAAUAUUACUGAAUUAAAUAAAUGAAAUAUUUUUGUACUCAUCAAACAAAUGUUGGAUGUCCUUUAUUCGAACAAAAAGAAUAAAAUUGUUAGUAAUUUGUCAAAAAUUAAUUCUAAAUGGUGAACAAAUGGCGUAGCUUUUUAAUCGUCUACACAAAAAAUCAAUACUCUUCAAUUUUCGUACAGUGCUUCUGUGGUUUGCCCUUUUUUCAAAGUUAUUUUAUGUUCUAUUUAGUCAAACAAAUUAAUUUAAAUUGAACAUGUAUCAUAAUGUGUUGUUAAUUUGUUGUUUUUAAAUAUCAUAUUUAAAGAUUUAAGAGAAAGGAUACCAAUCCAAUUAUUCAACUGAGUGCAUUUCCAUUAGAUAUUCCGGUACCAAGAAACUUGAAAAAGAUUCAUUAUUUUUUUAUUGGGCAACGUUUGCUUUUAACUAGUUCGACGCGCGCAACGAAUUUUUUUUUUAUCAUAAUUUACUGAACUAGUGCACAGGUGGUAAGAGAAAAUUCUCGACAAUAGUUAAAACAUGGCGUCACCUGGAUCAGAUUCAUCGUCGUCGUUGACAACGCUCGAUUCAACAAUUCCAGACAUUAAGACUUCACCUAAAUCCCAAAUUGUAGCGGCGUCUUGCUCGUUGCGCAAAGAACAUACAUCAUCAUUGGUUUUUGAUAACGAAACUUCAGUUUUUCGCAGCUUAACUUCUCCUAAUAAUCAUCAUCAAAUGGAUACAACUACACCAUCACCUCCUAACGUUGGUUUUGAUAUACCUCAGUGGAAGAAGGAUUUGAUUCAACGCAGAAAGAUUAACAUUGCUAAAACUAUUGCAGCUGCAAGUGGAAGUUGUUCCAAAGAAGAUAUUGUCAAUAAUGUAACAGGUACAACUGAGACCUUAGAAACGUUAUCACCAAAUUGCGAUUUGAAAAAUUCUCACAUCCUUUCCAAUAACAAUAACAAUGAUAAAGUAUUAUUACAUUCUCCAAGAAUUAAUACAAUCGAUGACACAAAUAAAUGUAAUACAACUAGUCAAAAUUCAAUUACUUCUUCAGCAACAACUAGCAUUGACAAUGUGGUUAAAACGCCGGCUACACUCCAACUUCAACAAACGCAAGUCAAAAUCGAAUUAUUGCGUGGAGGUCAUUAUACGCAAGUUAAUAAUAAAUCAUCUUCUCUUCACAACUACAAUGAAAAAUUGUCUGAACGAUCAGUAUCUACAGUACAACCGGAACAUCAACAGCCACCAAUUCCACUGCCUCGAUCAGUUGUUGUUGGUUCUAUACCUAUAGAACAGAAAAGCAACGAUGGCAGCAGUUCAACAUUGCCACAAGAGAAUGUGAGAUUUCGAAAGAAUUUGACUGAACAGCGUGAAUCGACGACCAACACAACAAGUUCUGAUUCUCUUUUAACUCCAAUAUCCCGUUCUAGUGUAAAAGUGGCGGCAGCAGCAGAAAUGUAUAAAAAAUCUAACAAAGACACCAACUCUAGUAUUACGGUAUGUGUUAGUGAAGAACAUCAUUCACAUGUAUUCCAACAAGAACCUGAUUUAACUACAACAAAUAUAAACAAAGGCAACAAAAACGACAAUGGUGACGACGAACAUGACGAAGACGACUACGACGAACACCAAUUGCACCAUCAGUUAAUUUCUGAACGCGAAAGUGACAACUCGGUGUGUGCGGGUAACCUAAAUGAGACUGAAGUUAAAGAGAUAGCUUCUGAUUCAAUUUCCACAAAGAACAGCAAUAAAAUAAACAUUUAUAAUAAUUCUUCUCUAAAAUCAGCCGUUGUGAAUAAUAAGAAACCAUGUGGCAUUGCAAAUGCAUCGGUUAGGUCGGGUACAACAUCGGCUUCUGUGUCUUUUAAAAAGAAUCAAAAUAUCGGCAAUGCUAAUGAAGUUUCCACACAUCAUAAUUAUAAAAUAAAUGCAAAGUUACGUUCAAAUCAGAACUCUAGUUUAACCCCUUCGCCAUCCAUAGCGUCAACAACUGCCGCAAAUAACGAAUCGUCUACAAGAGUGACUAAUAAUAAAAAGAAAAUGGUGGCCGUUCAAGAGAUGAAUGAUAUCACCAAUAACGAAUUGGAUUUCGAUCCAUCUGAAGAGUUGCAAUAUGGUCCGGGUAUUGUGUCAAAGUUGCGUUGUCGCUACUUAAGUUUAGCUUUGCGGCAAUCCAUUGGUAAACAGCGAUUACCAUUGGAUUCUUUACGUCGGGCAACUUCAUUAAAUAAUCUUCUUGAUGGAAAUGGCGUCCACGAAGAUGAAGACGAAGAGGACGAAACACCAGAUACUACUAACAAAGAAAGAACCAGUCCGUCUUUGCAUGGAUCAUCUCAAAUAGGAAUCAGAGGAACUUCUACUUUAGCAAAAGUAAACGAAGGAGUGAUUGAAUGUAAGGAGAAUACUAAAAUGGAUUCCUAUGAAAAAAUGACAGGCCCAAUGAGAUUAUCAUAUAACAAUCAGCAUCGUUCACGGCAUAUAAAACGUGGAAAUGAUUCGUUGAAACGGGCGCGAUCAGUUGAGGCCCUUUUAUGUGAAAAAUCACCCUGGAAUUUUUCCAAUAGUCAACAAACAACAAUAAAUAAUGGUGCUACGGAUUCAGUUACGAUAGAGGAUAAAAUAAAUAAUGCACGAGAGCGUCUGCUAUCGGGAACUGAUAAUAGUCCCCCUAAGCGCCUGACGUCUAUUAUAGACGACACAGAGCGACCACCACCGGAUUUAGUUAAGCAAACACUUAAAAUAUUCGAAGCUUCGGCGAAUCGAAGAGGCGGCACAGUCAUUCGUAAUAGUGGAGGAGAGGUUGCUACAAAAGUAGCAAACUAUAAAUCUAUUAUUACCCAAAACAAACCAUCGAUUUCGUUUGCCAAGCCUGCUUUAAAUCCGAAAACUUCACAUCAAAAAUUUAAGCCGUCUACAUUAACGGAAGUUAAAAAUAAUAUUAAUAAUUCCUCACCAAUUAGUCCAACUAUUGCUUCUUCUUCUUCUUCAGUACAGCAAUCAGAAAAAAUUGUAUCGCCUACAAUUUCAACACCAACAACAAGUGGUCAGAGCAACACUUCAAAGUAUUUCCGACCAAAAAUGGAUUCUACAUCGAUAAGAAACUUUGGGUGUGUCAGUAGUGUUGUUGAGGGUUUAUCAGAAAAUUCACCCGACAUUAUUCCGCGCCAUAACUUAAUUGAUAAAACAGUCAUGUCAGUUGACUCGCCAGUCACUGAUUUAACAAAAUCUAUCGAAAAGCUCAGAAUAGAAUCACCCACUACAACAACGCAAGUAGAAAGGCAACAACAGCCGUCACAGAAAGAAAGUAGAUUUUCAUCGGAAUCUUCUGAAGCUGAAUCGGGAGACGACGACGACGAUUCCAUGGACGGAGAAUACGUGGUUAAUAACGAAGAAUCGAAUUCAACAAAAGAAAUUUCAAAAUCGGCUCUCGAAAGCAUUGCUAAAGCUGGGACCAGCCAACAAUUUAUUUUUCAAAAAAAUACCUCUGUGUCAUUUUCAAAAGGAAACUACCUCGCCUCUGAACCUUUGCAUGAUAUACCUUCUUUGGCAACUGCAGGAUCGACGACAACAACUACAGUCAAGCAGAUUGGAGUUAUAAGGCCACUUUUAGCAGAAUAUCCCCAGAAGCAAAUCAAAAAUAAUUGUUCUGAAGAAAUGUCUAAUAAUCAGUCACCAUCCGCUUUAACAAGUAGGGAGAUUGAGAAAAAUCGAAUCAAUAAUGAAAAAAAAAUCAAGACAUCUGAAAGCAAUAAUCUAAUGGACAAUAAAAAGAGUUUGAAUACGGUUACAUCGAAAUUAAAAAAGAUUGAAGUGUCUGGAAGUGAGGAUGUUACCAGCUCUCAAGCACCUGCUAUUUUAAUAUCCAAAAAGAAGCGCGCUGGUGCUGGCAAUGUGCCUGAAAACAAUACAAUGGUAUUUAAUUUCAAGGAUCGUAAAGAAGUUCCCGACUACAUUGAGAAUGAUGGAUUAAUAUUCAAGCAUAAAAGGGAGCUACCAAAACCAAACGAGUCAGGUUUUGUGCUGCUUGGUGACCUCUCUCGAGAAACCUCUACAGAUCCCGACGACGAAUGGCCUAUGUGCCCACCUUCACCUUGUGAUGUAGAGUUUGAGAAUGCUAAUAUUAUCAUAGAUGGUAAAUCUAACAUUAAAAGUCGUCGACCCAAAGAAGCAAACUUUCGAGUACAAUUCAACGAUACACUCAAUUCGACAUUUGAAUAUCCAUCAGAGUCAUCAGUAAUUGAGGACUCGGGCAGCGAAUAUGCUGACUUGGCAGCUGAACUUGAUGCAUCUUCGUCUCCUUAUGGAGCUUCAGGAACUGAAACCCAUGAAGAAAUGGAAUCGCCAAUAGUCCAUCAUCAUGUUAAAUCUGAAGAAAUAAUACAACUUCCACAUAACAAUAAAGUUUUAGGAAAUUUGUCUUUAGGCUCAGCGCCCCUAGGCUGUUACACUCCCAUAACGGCUAAAACCGAAAACAUAUUUCAAUUAGGUGUAACACGUGUACCAAAUAGUCAAUCGGAUAAAAGUGGAGAUAAUGCUCAGACAAAUGAAAAAAAACCCGCGGACUACUAUGACGAGCUUGAUAAGCCUUCAUUGGAAUAUCUGAAACCUGCAUCCGAUGAUCUCACAAUAGCCUACAGCGAAGGUUCUUUGAAAACCGAUUUGCUGUAUUAAUUUAUAUAUUUUUUGUUUGUUUAAUAUUUUUUUCUUUUUGUUUAAAUAUCAUUUAAUGUUAUAAAACCUUUACAUAAAGUGAAUAGCUUCAUGUUCAUUCCAAAAUUCCGCAAUAUUUGUAAAUAAAUAUGAAUUUCUAAAAUUAUCAACAAAAAAAAGGUUCGCUGAAAAAUUGAACAUAUUUUUAAGAAUUAAAUAAGUUUAAGUUUCGUAUAAUUUA
Molecule: messenger RNA, 4942 nt
Organism: Episyrphus balteatus (marmalade hoverfly)
Lineage: Eukaryota; Metazoa; Arthropoda; Insecta; Diptera; Syrphidae
Gene: bif
Product: probable serine/threonine-protein kinase nek3
Exons: 5
Coding region: 586-4722 (1378 amino acids)
Biological process (GO): chemotaxis; neuronal signal transduction
Cellular component (GO): nuclear membrane; rough endoplasmic reticulum membrane
Molecular function (GO): microtubule binding
Source: RefSeq, a predicted model, not a curated record